UGAAACUGAGAGCGUGAUAAUAAUUUGUCUCAGAUUUUAAGAAUCAACUUCAAAGAAAGUGAGAAAAGAGGUGAACUCGUGAAUGGAAAAUUUAAGGGAAGAUAUUAGCUGUGGAAUGGAUUUUAAUAAGGUGGUGAAUAGAGUGACGACGGUGAUUUCAGUGGCAAGAUCGUUCAUUGGAUGUUGGUGGAUCUUGGAUGUAUCCGGUGGUGGAGCAUGAAGGGUGUUACAUCUCUAUCGUAACGAUGCAGCGAGCGGUCUGGCUGCUAUGCUGGCUAUCGUUUCUCCAUCACUGCCAAGCCGUCAAUCCAGGUUGUGCCUGUGUCGUGUACAGCAGCUUGUACAGCCCACAAGGUGGAACCUUCACUUCACCAGAUUAUCCAAAAAAAUAUCCACCAAACCUGGACUGUCUGCUUUACACCUUUACUGGGCAGCCAGAUGAAAUAAUUGAGCUGAAAUUUGAUCAUUUCAACCUGCACCGAAUUCACACAAACUGUUCGAGUGGGGAUUUUAUCAAGGUGUUUCUCCACUUGGAGAGUAAAGGGGUCUCCGAGUACACACCCUGGUCCGGUCUUUUAUGCGGAGGCUUGGCGGACAUCCCGGCGAUCCUCUACAGCUCUGGACCAGUACUUGUUCUCGAGUUGCACACAGAAGGGGCUUCGACCAAUGCGACUGGCUUUACUGGCAGUUUUCGUUUCAUCGACAGACGAAUGUUCGAGAUCGACGGACAACCGAUACCGGGAAGCAUGUGUGACUACGAAUUCGUCAGCUCCACCCUUACGCCAUUGCAUGGACGGUUUUACUCGCCUCGGUAUCCAUCCUCCUACCCGAAGAACAUCCGGUGCUCGUACCGGUUCCGGGCAAGAUUAAAGGAACGAAUUCGUGUACUGUUCGAAGAAAUUGCAUUGCAGAAGGGGGAUCUAAGCUGCCUCAACAGAGCAGACUUGAUAAGAGUCCACGACGGAAGAAGUACGAGCGCCCCAUCGAUAGCGGUGCUCUGCAACCAUGGUGCCGAAAUUGAGGUCCUUAGCACCGGCGCUGAUCUCUACGUCGAAUUUGUCGCGAAUUCAGAUUGGCCUGGUCAAGGCUUCAAGGCAAUGUUCCAGUUCCAACCCUUAGACGACUCGCCGCCUUCCCUUGAGGUGGACAAGGUCGCCCUUGGGGCUGUCACUGGGACUCCAAAGUACUCGGUCAUUGGACCGGCUGUCAGUGCAACGACUUCCUCCUGUGACAAUGUCUUCAACAGCGACCUCACCAAGACCGGCAUCGUCACGUCACCCGGGUACCCUAAUCCCUAUCCGGCCAGAGCCUACUGCAGAUACGAGUUUCAGGGGCGGGGGAAGGAGCGGGUCCAAGUCAUCUUCCAGGAAUUUCAUCUCCACGAUAUAUACACUGAUCCAAAGGAAUGCGACGGAAUCGACUCGCUCCUGGCCUACGUCCUAAUCGACGGAAAGAUGGAAAAGAUCGACGCGUUCUGCGGCUCGAUGACGCCUCGACCAUUGAUGAGCAACGGGCCGAAGCUUUCGCUGGAAUUCAACGGCAUUGUGUCCUCCAGACACGUGAGAGGAUUCAGAGCGACGUACUCCUUCACCGAGAAUUUCGGCAUCACGACGGGUCGCCAGCUGCCAGAAUACCCCUGCGCAUUCGUCUUCAACAGUAACGAGACUCGAAACGGAACAUUUGCUUCGCCAAACUACCCUGGCUUCUAUCCGAGAGACACGGAGUGCCAUUAUUUCUUUAACGGACAACCGAAAGAGCGAGUUCAUCUGCACUUUCACUACUUUGACGUCGAAGGAGUGCUGCCAUGCGGAGCCGCUUCGGCAAGUGACUUCGUCGAGUUCUCAAAUUACAUGGCACGCGACAGAAAAUAUUCCCGGCAUUGUGGCCAACUGAAGGAAUUCGACGUUGACAGUGACGGGAAGUUCUUCAGGGUCACUUUCAAGAGCAACGAGAGGUUGGACGGGACCGGCUUCAAUGCAAGCUACGUAUUUUACGACGAAGAGGAUAAUUUCACCGUCAAACCGACUCAGGGUCUCGCCUCAACGUGUCAAGGUCCUGUCGUGAUGCUCCUGCUACUUCAACUCGUCUUUCGAGUCCUUCUCCAGGCUUGAAGCAGUUUUUUUUACAAGAAUUGCCAUCUAUUACCGACCCAAUUGCACCCAGCUACAAAUAGCAAUUAUUUGCACAGUCUGCUAGCCAAGCUGUUUCGCAUGUAAGGUGAGAAUUCGCACCUGGUGAUCCAAGAAUCUUAAUCCUCAUCCAACUAAAUACGAAAUUUCCGGCCUACGUUGUGGUUUGUUGAAG
Messenger RNA from Diprion similis, 2304 nucleotides. It is a transcript of the gene Sol1, whose product is annotated as suppressor of lurcher protein 1. The transcript has 13 exons. The record is from RefSeq and is a predicted model, not a curated record. Lineage: Eukaryota; Metazoa; Arthropoda; Insecta; Hymenoptera; Diprionidae. The coding region runs from base 198 to 2111 and encodes 637 amino acids. Gene Ontology annotation, cellular component: plasma membrane.